AUGAAUCUCCGACAGGCACAACGUACGCUCUCUGAGCUUAUCGCCAAGUGCGAGGCCGCACAUAUUGAGCUUCCCAAGAAUCCUUUGGAAGCACGGGCUGAGGCUGUGGAAAGUAUCAUUCACUCGUUAAUGGAUGGAAAGCCAAACUUAAAAGAUGCUCAAGAUGAACUCCAGCAAAAGUUUGGGAUCCAGGAUGAGUGGAGACAGCAUCUAGGAAACGAAGAACCCAAGCGCUUGCAUCGCCGUCAAUCUGACCAAAAAAGAGCGACAAUUCACGAAAAGAAAGAUGUCAAGCUCACCCAGGGCACGGAUGGAGAAUCCGUGCAGUACCAUUCAUCUAGAACAGCCACCGUAACUCGGUUGAAGCAACAAGCUAAGAGAGAGGAAUCGAGUUUACAAGAGACUGCCGCGAUUAAAGUUUCCAAGAAGACCGAGAGCUCACGGGACGUGAUUGUUCGUGAGGUUUCUGACGACGCAGAGGAAAAGGGAAAUGUUGUUAUGGACAAUCAUGGCAAGAGCGUUUUGCCUGGCAGUCCUGACCAGGAUAUGAUUGAAUUACUGCAGGAUUUGGACGAGGACGAAAUCGAAGAUAAUGAAGGAGACAAUGACACGAGCAGUGACGAAGACGAAGACAUUGGCAAAGCACAUGCUCCGAAUUCUGGUUAG
Messenger RNA from Peronospora farinosa, 666 nucleotides. NCBI's taxonomy places the organism in Eukaryota, Oomycota, Peronosporomycetes, Peronosporales, Peronosporaceae. The record is from the annotation of a GenBank genome assembly.